GAUGCUUGUCAACUACGAAAAACAGUCAUACAAGCGCGAGGCAGUUCUUCCACUGAGCGCGCGCCCUCUUGAUUUGGUUUACUUCAUUUUCUUUGCGAUACACCUCCCUGCCUCGCUCAUGAUCGACCUGCAAUAUAUCUACCCGCCUGCGCUCGUGCCAGGUCUCCUACGCAGCGCGAUUGACGCGUACAUUUUCAUGUCAAGAGACCCGCUCAUAGGAGGCGUGUUCGAAGCCUUCGGGGACAGCACCCACCUCAUAUGGUUCAAGACAUUUUUGGUCUUGGAAGGCGUAUUCCAGAUCCCGGUAUUCGUAAUUGGACUUCGGGGGCUAUACCAUGGCUCCGGUAAAAUCUACCCCCUACUCGCGCUCUACGGAGCAUCCUCAGCAACGACCACUCUUGCGUGCCUCGCCGUUGUCCUUAUCACCCCCGAAACAACCGCGCACACGCUCGCACAAGGAGUAGCCUCCGUAUCCUUUGAGCAACGUCUGCUGCUGCUCUCAAGCUAUGUGCCAUUCUUCGUGAUACCGUUCAUGAUGGCUGUCGACAUGGGCUUGCGCGUAUCGCAGCUCAUUCAGAAGGGUAUCAAGGCGGAGGAGGAAGAGAAGUGGAAGUA
Cyclocybe aegerita is the source of this 615-nucleotide messenger RNA. The record is from the annotation of a GenBank genome assembly. NCBI's taxonomy places the organism in Eukaryota, Fungi, Basidiomycota, Agaricomycetes, Agaricales, Hemipholiotaceae.